Molecule: messenger RNA, 1708 nt
Organism: Monodelphis domestica (gray short-tailed opossum)
Lineage: Eukaryota; Metazoa; Chordata; Mammalia; Didelphimorphia; Didelphidae
Gene: JMJD6
Product: jumonji domain containing 6, arginine demethylase and lysine hydroxylase
Biological process (GO): phagocytosis
Cellular component (GO): cytoplasm; nucleus
Molecular function (GO): P-TEFb complex binding; histone H4R3 demethylase activity
Source: RefSeq, a predicted model, not a curated record
GAGACUCAAGGAAGGGGAGGUGCUAGUGAACUGAAUUUUCUGGAAGGUACAUUUAAAGGAGCCGGUGGAAAAGGAGAGCUAUCUGUUUCUCCUUGCUCUUCCCCCCCCCCCCCUUACAGGGUAGGGGGCGGAUCGCAGAGCCUUCUGGAGCUUGUUGAGCGAGUCGAGGACAUAGCAGAGAAGGGUGAGGGCCGACCGGAGCCUCCUGCAGGAUGAACCACAAGAGCAAGAAGCGGAUUCGGGAGGCGAAGCGCAGCGCGCGGCCCGAGCUGAAAGACUCUCUGGACUGGACCCGGCACAACUACUUCGAGAGCUUCUCGCUGAACCCAGCCUCAGUGGUGGAUAACGUGGAAAGAGUGGAUGCUUUACAGCUCUCGGUAGAAGAGUUUGUGGAGCGGUACGAAAGGCCUUACAAACCCGUCGUCCUGCUGAAAGCCCAGGAGGGCUGGUCCGCCCAGGAAAAAUGGACUCUGGAGCGCUUGAAACGCAAAUACAGGAAUCAGAAGUUCAAGUGCGGGGAAGAUAAUGAUGGCUAUUCCGUGAAGAUGAAGAUGAAGUACUACAUUGAAUACAUGGAGAGCACCCGAGAUGAUAGCCCCCUCUACAUCUUUGAUAGCAGCUAUGGGGAGCACCCCAAGAGGAGGAAACUUUUGGAGGACUAUAAGGUUCCCAAAUUUUUCACAGAUGACCUGUUCCAAUAUGCAGGAGAAAAGCGCAGGCCACCUUACAGGUGGUUUGUGAUGGGACCACCACGGUCUGGAACUGGAAUUCACAUUGAUCCCUUGGGUACCAGUGCAUGGAAUGCCUUGGUACAAGGACACAAACGCUGGUGCCUAUUUCCUACCAGUACUCCCAGGGAACUUAUAAAGGUGACUCGUGAUGAAGGUGGAAACCAGCAAGAUGAAGCUAUUACCUGGUUCAAUACUAUUUAUCCACGGACACAGCUUCCAACUUGGCCACCAGAAUUUAAACCCUUAGAAAUUUUACAGAAACCAGGAGAGACUGUUUUUGUACCAGGAGGUUGGUGGCAUGUUGUUCUCAACCUUGACACUACUAUUGCUAUCACUCAAAACUUUGCCAGCAGCACUAAUUUCCCUGUUGUGUGGCACAAGACAGUAAGAGGAAGGCCAAAGUUAUCAAGGAAAUGGUACAGGAUUUUGAAGCAAGAACACCCUGAGCUGGCAGUACUUGCUGACUCCGUUGAUCUCCAAGAAUCCACGGGUAUCGCCUCUGACAGUUCUAGUGACUCCUCCAGCUCUUCCAGCUCUAGCUCAUCUGACUCUGAUUCUGAGUGUGAAUCUGGUUCUGAAGCUGAUGGAACAGUGCACCGGAGGAAAAAGAGGAGGACCUGCAAUAUGAUGGGCAAUGGUGACACCACCUCUCAGGAUGACUGUGUGAGCAAAGAGCGCAGCUCCUCCAGGUGACCAAGUGGUAUUGCUGUUGAUUUUAAAGGACAUGCUCACACUGAGCUGACAGGGUGAGGGAAGGGAGUCCCAUUGGAUCCUGCAGAUGAGGUGAGGGACAAGGAAAGCCAGACAAUGAGGACUGCCCUCAAAAGUGAAUCAGUUUGCUGUCAGUUGAUUUAAAUGGUCUUCUCCACCAAUUCAAAUUAACAUGGUUUGUUCUACAAAAGAAGCUAAGAACCGCUGUCUAAAUGGUGCCAAGAAAAAUAUUUGCAUUAUUUAAUAAAAUGGAAUUCAUUUUAUAA